Molecule: messenger RNA, 2803 nt
Organism: Cryptomeria japonica (Japanese cedar)
Lineage: Eukaryota; Viridiplantae; Streptophyta; Pinopsida; Cupressales; Cupressaceae
Product: splicing factor Cactin
Exons: 13
Coding region: 298-2241 (647 amino acids)
Biological process (GO): mRNA cis splicing, via spliceosome
Cellular component (GO): cytoplasm; spliceosomal complex
Molecular function (GO): protein binding
Source: RefSeq, a predicted model, not a curated record
UUUAAAAUGACAAGAAUAUCUAAAUUUCAUCAUUAGAAUAUUAUAAUGAAGAAAUUUACAGGGUAGUCAGAAAAUAUAAAAAAAAUAAAUUUGAUGAAAGCUUGGUCCACCCGACAAGGAACCUCAUUCCUGAAACUCCUAUCCGUCUGUAACAAUUUUACCCCUACACUUUGAUCCAGAGGCUCUUCAGAAAUUGUGUAGCGACCUCAGCCGAAGCUGUAUUGGUAACGGAGAGUGCAUCCCGCAAAUAAAGGAUUCACCUGCACACUUACUGUUGAUCUGCCGUAGUUGCCUUUCAUGGCCCGCAAAGAAGAGGAGGAGGAUAGGAGAAGGAAGAGAAGAAAAUCAAGGUCUUCUCGCACCAGCAGAAGGAAUCGUAGCAGUAGUAGUUCCAGUUCUUCCGUUAGUGAAGAUGAAGAGGAUGAUCAUAUGGAGAAGAAAAAAAAUAAAAAAAAUAGAGAGACUAGUUCCAGCAAAAAGUUUACAGACGAAGAAAUAAUGGAGUAUUUGGCCAAGAAGGCCCAGAAGAAGGCUGCCAAAGUUGCCAAGAAGCUCAAGACACAGAAAGUGUCGGGCUAUUCAAACGAUUCCAAUCCUUUUGGGGAUUCAAACCUGAACGAGAAAUUUGUUUGGAGGAAGAAGAUUGAACGAGAUGUCCUACAAGGCAUGCCAUUGGAGGACUUGUCUGUAAAGGCUGAAAAAAAACGUCAAAGAGAAAGAAUGGAAGAAAUUGAGAAGGUUAAAAAACGAAGGGAGGAAAGAGCAAUCGAAAAAGCUCAGCACGAGGAGGAAAUGGCCAUGCUGGCUAGAGAACGUGCUAGGGCUGAGUUCCAGGAUUGGGAGAAGAAAGAGGAAGAGUUCCAUUUUGAUCAAAGUAAAGUGCGGUCAGAGAUUAGAUUGCGGGAGGGCCGAGCCAGGCCUAUUGAUGUUCUGUCAAAGAACUUAAAUCUUUCUGAUGACUUUGACAUUGAAAUAAAUGAGCCCUACAUUAUAUUCAAGGGUCUUACAGUGAAGGAAAUGGAAGAAUUACAUGAUGACAUAAAAAUGCAUUUGGAGUUGGAUCGAGCAACUCCAACACAUAUUGAAUAUUGGGAGGCUUUAAUGCUUGUCUGUAAUUGGGAGAUUGCUGAGGCUCGUAAAAGGGAUGCUCUUGAUCGAGCUAGGGUGCGUGGAGAGGAACCACCUGCUGAACUUCUUGCAGAGGAGAGAGGCUUACAUGCUAGUAUUGAUGAAGAAGUUAGGAGUCUGUUGCAAGGUAAAGGCUACUCUGAGCUACAUGAGCUACAGUGUCAAAUUGAGUCUCAAAUGCUUUCAGGGACUGCAAAAGUUGUGGAAUAUUGGGAGGCAGUUUUGAAACGGCUUCACAUCUAUAAAGCAAAGGCCCGACUUAAGGAAAUCCAUGCAGAUCUUCUGCAUCAUCAUUUGCAACGGCUACAAGAGUCAGAUGGCAAUGACCAGCAAGCUAAAGAAGAGAGUGAUGCAGAACUUGAAAUUGAGUACAGUGAGAGAGCAAUAGAAGAUUAUGGACCUGACUGCCCUGAAGUCAUCCCAGUGGAGGAAGCAGCCAAGGAGCUUGAUGAAGAGCCUGGAUCAUUUUCACCAGAGCUGCUUCAUGUUUAUGAAGGAGAAGAAGGCUUAGAUCCGGAAGCUGACAAGGCAGAACUGGAAAGAAGACGGGCUGCUGUAUUGGAAGAGCAGCAGCGCAGGUUGCAGGAGGCUGCUACAGGACCCAGUGUAAUUGAUGACAUUGAACUGACAAACCAAGAAAGAACACUUGCUAUGAAAGCAAUGGGAGCCUUGGAAGAUGGAGAUGCUAUUUUGGGUUCUGGUUCUGAAGUGAAUCUUGAAUCACAGGUUUAUUGGUGGCAUGAUAAAUAUCGUCCUCGCAAGCCCAAGUACUUUAACCGAGUGCACACUGGAUAUGAAUGGAACAAAUAUAAUCAAACACAUUAUGACCAUGAUAAUCCUCCUCCAAAGAUUGUACAGGGUUAUAAGUUCAACAUAUUUUAUCCAGAUCUUGUUGAUAAAACAAGGGCUCCCACAUAUACAAUUGAGAAGGAUGGGAGCAAUGGUGAAACUUGCCUGAUAAGAUUUCAUGCUGGACCUCCAUAUGAAGACAUUGCUUUCCGCAUUGUAAAUAAGGAAUGGGAAUAUUCACAUAAGAAAGGAUUCAAGUGUACCUUUGAACGAGGGAUUCUGCAUGUCUAUUUCAAUUUCAAACGGUACAGAUAUCGCCGAUAGAAAUUGAUUACACGAGUUAUUAACUAGUUUUUGCUAGCAAAUGCCAGAUAACUUCCUUUUAGAAAGAGCUUCAAACAUGAACCAGAGAUGAAAUGGAAAGCAAGAAGUAUCAAUCCAAUAAGUUGUAGCAUAUUCUCUUGUAAUGUAUAUUGUGAUUGAGGUCAAUUAAUUGUGCUUGAUGAUGAUUAACUGCAUCUUGUGAUGCGUUGUUUAAAUUUUGUGGUCCUCUUUAUUCGUGAAUCGGAUUGGUAUAACAAGAGAAGGGAAAAAAAAUUCUACUCAUGAACAUUGUGUGCUGACUUAUAUUAGGUCGUGUAAUUUGGAAACCUAUCAAGUCUUGUCAAAGAUCUCGUUGAGACAUGCAAGCUAGCAAUUGUUUACAUUACCAAUUGUUUUGCAAACGUGUAAACUUGCCUUUACUGGGUCAAAGUCAACUUGUGGAAAAGUCUUUGGUAAAUGGUUAAGUUGUGGUUCACCAUCCACUAAGGACUAUGUAGAGAAACUAAGGAUUUCAUCAUUUCAGAUGUUAAUAUUUAAUAAAAUCUGUGACGAUUAUCAGGUA